AAUGCAGUUGAGAAGCAUAUAUAAAAGAGAAUUCACGUGAUGCCCAAAAGCCAUGUAAGCGGAUGGACAGAACGUCAAAGAAGCUCCCGCUUGCUGAGCCACAUGGUGGGGGUUAUCACCACCUCCGUCCCGCGUGCUGAUAGGCGCGCCGAGGCAGGUGCCUCCCCGGCCACGACUUGCGACAGCCCUCCCACCAGUGGCGUCCCCGCCAGCGGUAUCGGGAUAUCGCCAGGCUGCCGAGCGCAAGCACCUCCAUCCCUCAUGAUCAACCUUGGCGCCUCAAACACCUCCUAGCUCUUGCCAGCUCUACUCCAUACUUUUGUCCCUUUCCUCAACAACGACAGCGAGUGUCAUUUACGACUCUGAUCAACAACAUCCAUACAAUUUAAUUUCGGAUCGCACUCGAAAGACUCACCUCCGCUCCGGAUCCAACCCCGCUCCGAGCUACGAUCCGUUAUCAGGCGUCAUCGCGACAAGCGCCCUUUACCUCGAACGAACGACCACAUACCAUCACUUAGUGACACACAUUCUCACCUUCGCCCAUGGCCGACAACACCGAGGCGGGCAGCGACGCCCAGAUCACCUUCAAGGUCAAGGCGUCCAACGACAAAAUGCACACCAUCACCAUGUCCGAGUCGGCCACAGUGUUAGACCUCAAGACAAAGCUAGCCGGCCCCGACUUCGAGAACAUCCCAGCCGCCAACCAGCGCCUUAUCUACUCCGGGCGUAUCCUCAAGGAUGCGGAUGCCCUGAGCGUCUACAAGAUCAAGAAUCUUAACACGAUCCAUUUAGUCAAGUCGGCACAAAGCAAUGCCGCUGCCUCGUCCUCUGCGUCGACGUCGACACCAACACCACCAGCCGUUCCCCAGAAUAUGGCUGCCGGAACUCCAGCCAGCAACAUUCUCGCAGGACUCACAGGCGCCAGAUUUGCUGGCCAUGCCCCUCUGCCGAAUCGGGAUCUCUUUGGGGCUGACGGUGGUAUGGGUGCGCCUCCCAGCGAAGACCAAAUGGCGGACAUGCUAUCCAACCCAGCCAUCGCACAGAGCAUGAACGAAGCCCUCAACAACCCAGCCUUUGUUGACCACAUGAUCCAGUCGAACCCAAUGUUGGCCAAUGUGCCCAAUGCGCGCGAGUUGCUCCAGUCACCGGCCUUCCGACAGAUGAUGACAAACCCCGAAGCAAUUCGAAUGGCGGCCAGGAUGCGGAGACUAGCCGGAGGUCAAGGGCCUGCGGCUUUCCCAGCGCCCGGUGUCACCGACACAACACCGGCUGGUGCGGCAAGUAGUGAGGGUGCGAAUGCCGCCCAAAAUCCGUUUGGUGCUUUUCCUGGCCUCUUUAACAAUCUCCCUGGCGCCGUUGGUGCUUCUGGAAACGAUCCUUUUGCUGCCCUGUUUGGCGGUAUGAGUCCCUGGGGUGCACCUCCUGCGGGGGCAACGCCCUCGACUCAGAGUGUUGGUCAGGCGAACCCGGCGUCACCAGCUGCUGGGGCCGCGGCGGGGGCCUCUCCAGACGGCCAAGCGCAGGGUGCUCAGGCGCCGCCGGUCAACCCCUUUGCUGCUCUGUUCGGCGCUCCGGCAGCGGGAGCGGGAGCAGGGGGUGCUGGUGCGGGUGCUGCCAACCCAUUCGGCAUGUCUGCCGAAGAGCUCGCUCAGAUGAGACAAGCCCUCCAAGGGCUGGGAGGUUUGGGCGGAUUGGGCGGAUUGGGCGGGCUGGGUGCAUUUGGCGCGCCACCAGCAUCUGUUGAUAACAGACCACCUGAGGAGAGAUAUGCUGAGCAACUGCGGCAGCUGAACGACAUGGGAUUUUUUGACUUUGACAGAAACGUGGCAGCCUUGCGCAGGAGUGGCGGCAGUGUUCAGGGUGCUAUUGAGCAUUUGCUCAGUGGGCCGUAAUCGGGGUAGCCGGAACGAAACCAACCCGUACCAUUAUUUUAUUGAGAAGAUCAUGUAGGCCGUCUUGCUUCUGAUCUUUAGCCAGAAAGCGAAGCAGUAAUUCUGAGCUGGAGUGAAGC
Molecule: messenger RNA, 2011 nt
Organism: Podospora bellae-mahoneyi
Lineage: Eukaryota; Fungi; Ascomycota; Sordariomycetes; Sordariales; Podosporaceae
Exons: 2
Coding region: 543-1892 (449 amino acids)
Biological process (GO): ubiquitin-dependent protein catabolic process
Cellular component (GO): cytosol
Molecular function (GO): polyubiquitin modification-dependent protein binding
Source: RefSeq, a predicted model, not a curated record